AUGUUUGGUGUUAUAACUGGAAUUUUGAUUUCAAGAUGGAAGCAAAUUUUUGGCCAGACUGUUGUUCAUUUUGCUGGAAAUCGAUAUGCAGGCACACCAUCACCUAUAAGGAGCAAUUCAGAUGUACACAAUAUCCCAAAAUAUCCAAAUUCUAUCAUCCAUGUUAAAAACACAAGUCAUUUUGUGGUGUCUGCAUUCAUUGAUCACAGGCUCAAUAAAGAUAUUCGAGUUAUCAGCAUUAUCAAAAGAAACAGUACACAGCCACUUUAUUGCAUCUACUGCAACAAUACCCAAGGUUGCGAGGUUACUGCAGCAAAAAUUGAGAUACACACAGAUCAUUAUGGCUUUCCAUAUGGUGCUUCAGAUGUGCUUUGCCAGGGCAAAUACACAGAUUUUGCAACCCAUGUCGCCAUUUCAGCUGAUGAACACUCAGACAUUAAUAACCUAGGCUUCCUUCCAGUAAAGAACAGCAGGAAUAAAGAAUCAUUCAUGUACAACUUCACCAUCUGUAUAUCCAGCCUUUUUGGAAACUACAAUAAUGUUCUGCAGUUUGCUCAAACCAUGGAGAUAUACAAGCUUCUUGGUGUACAACGAGUUGUAAUCUACAACACAAGCUGUGGUUCUGACUUGAAGAGGCUCCUACAGCACUAUGAGAGAGAAGGAUUUCUAGAGAUUGUGGCAUGGCCUAUUGACCAGUUCCUUAACCCAUCUGCAGGAUGGAAUAUCAAUGUUCAUAAAGGGGACAUCCAGUACUAUGGCCAGUUGGUAACACUUAAUGAGUGCAUUUAUAGACACAUGUAUCAGUCCAAAUAUGUCCUGCUGAAUGACAUUGAUGAGAUCAUCAUGCCUUAUAAGUACCCUAAUCUUGAAUUACUGAUGGAGUCUCUGCAACAUGAGCACAAAGAUGUGAAUGUAUUUUUCAUAGAGAACCACAUUUUCCCCAAGACCCAGUUUGAUGAAAGUCACAAGUUUCACAGGCCAGAAUGGAGAAGUAUACCUGGUAUUAAUAUUAUGGAACACAUUUACAGAGAACCAGAUAGAAAGAACAUCUACAACCCCACAAAGAUGAUCAUCAACCCUAGAAACAUGAUACAAACUUCAGUGCAUUCUAGCCUGAAACACAUUGGACAGGACUAUAGAGUUCCUUUUGAUGUGUGUCGGAUUGUCCACGUAAGAACGCCAUUACAAGGAGGUCUUACCAAGGAGCAGUUAUUUGUUGACACAAGAGUGUGGGACUUUGAACAAGAACUGAUACCAAAUGUGAAUAGAGUCCUACAGUUAUCUGGUUUGUUGAAAAGUGAGGAAUAA
Messenger RNA from Tachysurus fulvidraco (yellow catfish), 1308 nucleotides. Its product is annotated as glycosyltransferase family 92 protein. Lineage: Eukaryota; Metazoa; Chordata; Actinopteri; Siluriformes; Bagridae. The record is from RefSeq and is a predicted model, not a curated record. The coding region runs from base 1 to 1308 and encodes 435 amino acids. The transcript has a single exon.